AUGUUUUGCCUUGAUCAGUUCAAACAUAUUACUGAAAAGAUCAAUGAAUUACAGCUCGAUACGACACGUAUUAUUUUACAACCCAACAAGCUCAUGUCUUCUGAUCAGCUGAAGUCAGAAAUAAUACGUCAUGACCAGCACUGUCAGAAUUUUGAAAAUGAAAAUCAACAACUUCAAUCGAAACUAUCUACCUUGGACAAACAAAGCGAAUUACUGAAACAAAAGAUUCUGCCGCUACAACUAGCUCCACCAGUACCUGGAAUAAGCAUUCCCCCAAAUUAUAAAUGGACACAGAAUGGUUACCGUGUAGCUGGAGGAUCUAAUUCCGGCAAUGAUAGAUUUCAUCUUCAUCAUCCAUAUGGUUUUUGUGUGGAUGAUGAUCAAGUUCUGUAUAUUGCUGACUCUACCAAUAAUCGAAUCUUAAAAUGGCGUUGUCGUGCAAUGGCGGGUGAAUUAAUUGCUGGUGGAAGAGGAAAAGGCGAUGGACCUGAUCAGUUAAAUUGUCCAACCGAUGUUAUUGUUGAUGAAACUAGAAGCAAUCUUCUCAUUUGCGAUUAUCAGAAUAGAAGAGUAGUUCGAUGGCGUCUUGGAUAUAAUACAUGUGGCGAAACAAUAAUAUCAAAUAUCGACUGUCAUGGUCUAGCAAUGGACAAAGAAGGAUAUCUUUACGUUACAGAUUAUAAAAAGAAUGAAGUCAGGAAAUACAAGAUAGGCGAAUCUCACGGAAUACUCGUUGCAGGCGGAAAUGGAGACGGAAACCGACUAGAUCAGUUAAAUGGGCCUCUGUACGUCUUUGUUGGUCGAGAUAAUUCGGUGUAUGUAUCUGACGAGAAAAAUGAUCGUGUGAUUAAGUGGAAGACGGGAUCCAAAGAAGGUAUCGUUGUGGCUGGAGGCCGAAACAGAGGAAAUGGUCUUGAACAAUUGUCACAACCAGGUAAAAUCUUUGUUAACCCAUGGAAUACUGUUUUUGUGGCCGAUUGGGGAAAUGACAGAAUAAUGAGUUGGCCACACAAAGCGAUCCUUGGACAUGUCGUCGUUGGCAAAUCUAGUAUCGAAAGAUACUGCAGUCAACUAAGGCAUCCUAUCAGUUUAACAUUCGAUCAGCAUGACAAUCUUUACGUUGCAAAUCAAUCGGAUCAUGAGAUACGAAAAUUCGAUAUUGACCGAAAUUGA
Messenger RNA from Adineta steineri, 1173 nucleotides. The record is from the annotation of a GenBank genome assembly. Lineage: Eukaryota; Metazoa; Rotifera; Eurotatoria; Adinetida; Adinetidae.